Messenger RNA from Trifolium pratense (red clover), 1543 nucleotides. Its product is annotated as GDSL esterase/lipase At5g55050-like. The coding region runs from base 232 to 1308 and encodes 358 amino acids. NCBI's taxonomy places the organism in Eukaryota, Viridiplantae, Streptophyta, Magnoliopsida, Fabales, Fabaceae. The transcript is spliced from 5 exons. Gene Ontology annotation, molecular function: hydrolase activity, acting on ester bonds. The record is from RefSeq and is a predicted model, not a curated record.
GAAAACAUAAUUACACUACAAACCAUAAUGGAUUUAUCGCAAUAUCUAAAUUAAGAGUCUCUUUGCUCCACUAUAUCUCAUACACACAACGCUGCAAUAAUCAAAAUUCUUGUUUCCACACAUAUAUUUUUACACUUGUCCACUUUUUCCACCUAUAAAUAUGUUACCAAAGUCUUCUCAACCUUCAAACAUUACAAAGAGAAAAGAAAUUCCAAAAUAGAUUCCAUAGUUAUGAUGAAGAGUUCAAUUCUAUUAAUUAUAUCUUUCUUCAUCUUUAACUUAGGAGGAUUCUUAGAAGCUCAAAAGACUCCAGCUAUUUAUGUGUUUGGAGACUCACUUGUUGAUGUUGGUAAUAAUAAUUAUUUGAGUCUUUCUCUUGUAAAGGCAACUCUUCCUCACUAUGGCAUUGAUUUUCCAACUAAAAAACCAACUGGGAGGUUUAGCAAUGGCAAAAAUGCUGCUGAUUUGAUUGCUGAAAAAGUAGGCCUUACCACGUCACCACCUUACCUCUCCCUAGUCUCUAAGUUCAACAACAAGAAGAAUGUAUCAUUCUUGGGGGGUGUUAACUUUGCUUCUGGAGGUGCUGGAAUAUUUAAUGGCAAUGAUAGGCAAGCAAUAUCUUUGACAAAGCAAGUGGACUACUAUACACAAGUGCAUGACCAAUUGACACAACAAGUAGGAGCAUCUACACUUCAGAAACAUCUCUCAAAAUCCAUCUUUGGUAUUGUCAUUGGAAGCAAUGAUAUAUUUGGUUACUAUAACUCAAUGGAUCUUCAAAAGAAAAAUACCCCUCAACAAUAUGCAGAUUCCAUGGUUUCCUCACUAAAAAUACAACUACAGAGACUAUACAACAAUGGUGCAAGGAAAUUUGAGAUUAUUGGUGUUAGUACAAUUGGAUGUGUUCCUGCAUUGAGGCUCAAGAACAAAACAGAAUGCUUUUUAGAAGCCAAUUUAAUGUCAAUUAAAUAUAAUGAAGGCCUUCAAUCAAUGUUGAAAGAAUUGAAAUUGGAGAACAAGGAGUUAAGUUACUCAUACUUUGAUACUUAUGGUGCACUCCAAGACCUCAUUCAGAAUCCAAUUUCCUAUGGAUUUGCUGAUGUGAAAGAUGCUUGUUGUGGACUUGGUGAGUUGAAUGCUCAAUUUCUAUGUACACCAAUUUCAGGUGUUUGUGCCAAUAGACAAAACCAUAUAUUUUGGGAUCAAUUCCAUCCUACUGAGGCAGCAAGUCGCACAAUUGUGGAUAAACUUUAUAAUGGACCUUCAAAAUAUACAUCCCCUAUUAAUUUACAACAACUACUAGCUCUUUGAAUUGUCAAUUUAUAACUAGUACCUUCAAUUUCUUUAUCAAUAUUUUGACGGUUAUUCGAAAGGAAUUAGUUUUUGUAGUUAUUCGAUGAUAAAAGCCGAGGAAAAAUACUUGUAGCACUAUACUAGCUUGAAGGAGAAUGUGGCUUUUAAGAGCAUGAAAAUAUAUAAAACUGUUUUUGUGUAAUUUCUUAGCACUUUUAUUCAUUUUUGGUAGUAUAUUAACUAUUAAAAAAGA